Messenger RNA from Mycetomoellerius zeteki, 408 nucleotides. Its product is annotated as sericin-1-like. Bases 1 to 408 code for a protein of 135 amino acids. The transcript is spliced from 2 exons. The record is from RefSeq and is a predicted model, not a curated record. NCBI's taxonomy places the organism in Eukaryota, Metazoa, Arthropoda, Insecta, Hymenoptera, Formicidae.
AUGUACCAUAGUAAUAGUAGUAGUAAUAGUAGUGGUAGUAAUAGUAGUGAUAGUGGCAGUAAUGGUAGUGGUAGUGAUGGUGGUAGUGGUGGUAGUGGUAGUGGUAGUGGUAGUGGUUGUAGUGGUAGUGGUUGUAGUGGUGGUGGUAGUGGUAGUGGUAGUAGUGGUGGUGGUAGUGGUAGUGGUAGUAGUGGUGGUGGUAGUGGUAGUGGUAGUGGUGAUGGUAGUGGUAGUGAUAGUGAUGGUGGUAGUGGUAGUGGUAGUGGUAGUGGUAAUAGUAGUGGAAGUAGUAGUGGUAGUAGUAGUAGUAGUGGUAGUAGUAGUAAUAGUAGUAGUGGUAGUGGUAGUGGUAAUAGUAGUGGUAGUAGUAGUAGUGGUAGUAAUAGCAGUAGUAAAAGAAUAGUAUAG